UUUCUGCUUUCUGCUGUGGGAAGAGGUGGCUGACUGAACUUGCGUGGCUGGUUAACCUCCAUUCUGGCUGAUCAUGGGAGAGAUUAAAAUCUCUCCUGAUUAUAACUGGUUUAGAAGUACAGUUCCCCUUAAAAAGAUUAUUGUUGAUGACGAUGACAGUAAGAUAUGGUCACUCUAUGAUGCCGGCCCCAGGAGUAUCAGGUGUCCUCUCAUAUUUCUUCCUCCUGUCAGCGGAACUGCAGAUGUAUUUUUCCAGCAAAUUUUGGCAUUGACUGGAUGGGGUUACCGGGUGAUAGCUCUGCAGUAUCCAGUUUAUUGGGAUCACCUUGAAUUCUGUGAUGGGUUCAGAAAACUUUUAGACCAUUUACAAUUGGAUAAAGUCCAUCUAUUCGGGGCUUCUUUGGGAGGCUUUCUGGCUCAGAAAUUUGCCGAGUACACUCACAAAUCUCCUAGAGUCCAUUCCCUCAUUCUCUGCAAUGCCUUCAGCGACACCUCCAUCUUCAACCAGACAUGGACUGCAAACAGCUUUUGGCUGAUGCCCUCCUUUAUGCUCAAAAAAAUAGUUCUCGGAAACUUUUCGUCUGGCCCGGUGGACCCCGUGAUGGCCGAUGCCAUUGACUUCAUGGUAGACAGGCUGGAAAGUUUGGGGCAGAGCGAACUGGCUUCAAGACUCACCCUGAAUUGUCAGAACUCUUAUGUGGAACCUCAUAAAAUUCGGGACAUUCCAGUAACCAUCAUGGAUGUGUUUGACCAGAGCGCACUGUCAACCGAAGCCAAGGAAGAAAUGUACAAACUGUACCCCAAUGCCCGGCGAGCUCACCUCAAAACGGGAGGCAACUUCCCUUACCUGUGCAGAAGCGCAGAGGUGAAUCUCUAUGUACAGAUCCAUUUGCUGCAGUUCCACGGAACCAAAUACGCCGCCAUCGAUCCAUCCAUGGUCAGCGCCGAGGAGCUUGAGGUACAGAAAGUCAACCUGAGCACAAGCCAGGAGGAGCAGUAGCUGUGGGCCUCACGGUUAGUGACGCACGCCGUGCGUGACGUGCGCUCGGCUUCCCUGAUCAGUACCUCCAACCAGCCUCUUCGGGAGGUGCCAGCCCCACUGCGUUUCGGAAGGAGGACUGAUUGUCACCUUGGCAACAGGUGCAGCUCUUCUGAGCCAGUGCGACUGUCCCCUCUUCAGUUUUUUUUUUUUUUAGCUUUUAAAAUUUGAGAAAAGUACUUUUUGAAGACUGUCACUUUAAAAAUCAUGAAAAUUUUGCUACAAAAGUCUUCGCUACUGUUCCUAGGUGAAUUAAUUUCGGGAGGUUAGGGUUCCUUCUCUUAUCUUUCUUGUCUUUUGUGUUGGGUGCAGCAAGGCCACACAGCACUCGGGCUGAGGCCACCACCCACCCACCCAUUUCCCAUGAAGCACACUGUUCUCAGUGCUAGCCCUUGUCUAAGACAGUACAGUAUUUGGAAUUAAAAAGUCAAUUUCA
Molecule: messenger RNA, 1475 nt
Organism: Dipodomys ordii (Ord's kangaroo rat)
Lineage: Eukaryota; Metazoa; Chordata; Mammalia; Rodentia; Heteromyidae
Gene: Spg21
Product: spastic paraplegia 21 (autosomal recessive, Mast syndrome)
Exons: 9
Coding region: 74-1000 (308 amino acids)
Cellular component (GO): cytosol; trans-Golgi network transport vesicle
Molecular function (GO): CD4 receptor binding
Source: RefSeq, a predicted model, not a curated record